Molecule: messenger RNA, 1964 nt
Organism: Blepharisma stoltei
Lineage: Eukaryota; Ciliophora; Heterotrichea; Heterotrichida; Blepharismidae
Source: the annotation of a GenBank genome assembly
AUGUCCAGCAUAAGUUCUUCUGAAGAUUACAAAAUUUCUUUGGAAUUGGGAGGAAUUAUUGCUCCAUUAGCUCAGAAAGCCUCUCUAAAUGAGCAGGAUUUCAACCUAAAGCAUUCAGCUUUCCUGGAUUUAUCUUCAAAGAUCCAGCAACUCAAUAGUUCUCCUGAGUCCAAGGCUCGUCUUCAAGAGCAAUUUGAAAAACUUUUAAACGCAAUUGAAUUUUUUGAAAAGCCUGAUAUCAUACCGUUUCCCUGGCUAGAUUUUAAAUUCAAUGAAAUAAUUAUAAAAGAAAAUCCUGAUAACUGUGACACAUCAAGAUCUCAAGGAUCCCAGCUCAGCAUUGAAAAAGACCAAAUUAUGACACAAGAGUAUCAAAAAAAAAUUAAAACUUUAGAAAAUGAGAUUGAUGAACUCAAGCUUGCAAUUAGGAAGCUUAGAGAUGAAAAUCAUGAAAAUGAAAAAUUGAAAACUAGGCUUAAGAGGAUUGCAGAGUUGGAAAAAGAAAACGAAAAAUUGCAAAAAAUGCUGGAAGACCAAGGGGAAAGAUUAAAAGAGAGCGUGAUUACUGAAAAGGAAUAUGAAGCGAUGGCUAAAGAGAUUGAUAAAGAAGUUACGAGAAUUAAAAAUGAAUUAGAGGAGAGCGAAGUACAAAGGGUGGAAAUAAGAAGGCAAUAUGAUUUGCUAGCUCCAAAUUUGUUUAACAAACAAUACCAUUAGAAAAAUUCGAAUUCUAGGGAAAAUUAACCAUUCAUUAGUGACAAAAAACUUUUUAAUAUUCAUUUUUACAUAUCUUCAAUUUCAUAAAUACUUAUUUACUAACUCCCCCCCCAUCCUUGAUCGAACGAUUGACUGUAAAAAUUCCUAAAAAUUGGGGAAAUUAACCCCCAUCCUUGAUCGAACGAUUUUCAUAUCAUGCAAAUAUUUAUAUAUAUAAAAAUAUAUUAUUCAUCAAAAGCUUGGGAAGAUGUACAUAAUGAAGUUGCUUUCAGAAAUUUUUUUUUAACCCCCAUCCUUGAUCGAACGAUGGCGAGUCGUUCGAUCAAGGAUGGGGGGGGAGUAAGAAAAUUAUUACCUAAUUGCAAUGAAUAAAUCAUCCCAACAAGAAUUCAUUAUCCUAUUUCAUUUUGUAAUUAAUAUAUAAAUUUUAGACAGCCUGCAUUCUAUAUAAAUUUUAUAAAUUAAAUGAUUCUUAAACUUUUAAAAUUGUUUUAUAUAGACAUUUUAUAGCAUCUCACAAAAAAUUUUGUUCGCUACCCAAAGGGUGAUUAAAUAAAACGUAUCAGGAAAUGAAAAGCGAUUAUAAGAAUGAAAUACAAGCACUUAAUGAAAAAAUCAUUGAAAUUAGCAACAGAAGUCAAGAUAUAGAAAACAAACUUAAAGCUAGCCAAUUUAAAGAGUCUGAAAACCACAGCUUAAUUGAAUUGGCCAAUAAGCGAAUUUCUGAGCUUCAAGAAGAACUAAACAAUAAAGAAACUCACCUCCAGCUUCAAAAUAAGUGUAUAGAAGAAUAUAAAAAACAGUUAGAAGAUCUUGAGCCAGCAACUCGCUACCAAAUCCAUUUAGAAAACUGCUUAAAAGAGCUCGAGCAAAAGCUUGCAGAGAGCGAAGAAGCAAGAUUUGAACAGAUGAAGCUUUACAACGAGCUUCAAAGACAAAUUUCAUCCCAAGAAACGGAAAGGAUUAAUCCCCACAGAAUUAAACAGCUUGAAGAUUUAUUCAUGAAAAGCGGAGAAAAGCUUGACGAACUCUCCACGAAAAUCUAUCAAACUUUAGACACUGCAUUAACUGCGAGAACUGAAUCUGAAAAGAAAUUUAGAAAACUACGGAAAAAGAAAUGCCCACAUAGAGAGAAAUUAUUUACUAGGCUAUAUGCUGAAAAGAAAAAUCCGUGCGAAAUCUGUAUAAAUGUUCACGGCCAUGAAUGGGCAAAAUCGCCCAAACGUAAAAAUAAUAUAAUAAGUUAA